AUGAGCUCCACCACCGUGGUUGUGGAAGUUGCCUGCACGGCGCCGCGGUCGGAUUGGCUUGAGUUAAGUUGCCUUUUGUGCUCCUUUCUGCGACAUUAUGCGAGUGACGGUUGCGAUGCCGCCCACGCAGAGCUUUCAUCCCUCUUCGCCCCUGGGAGAUGCAUCCCUCUGACGGCGUGGACGCUCGCGGAAGCCACGAUGCCGGCUAUCUCAUCCCUCCUUCAGCGCGUCGUGCGCUCCAUGCGGGUGUGCGAUAUGUGCGAUUUUUACCCCCCGAAAGACGGAGGCGAUGCGGGUACGAGGAACUCUUCCUCGGCGGCAGCCUAUGCGUCAGGAGUUGAGGAAAUUUCCUUCGUCCCAAUUCUUUACACCCUGCAUAGCGGCGACGCCGUGGACGAUCCAAGUCGUGAGGCUCACCCUGGAAGAGGCUGCCAUGACGACGAUAACGGCGCGAACCCACCGCCCUGCAGCAUCCUGCUGCUCCCACACGAAUCCCUGGACGGGCUCUGGGAAUCUCUCUACUACGGCGAUAGCCUCACCGACUCAGCGCGGUUGAAAGUCGAUCUCGUGGAGUACGUCCGCACGGCCUUGACGUUUUCCCUCGCGGGCGUUGAUCCGCACGCAAUUGUCUGGAACCGCCUCGUCCUUCUGCACGGCCCACCUGGAACUGGAAAAACCUCCCUCUGCAAGGCGCUCGCUCAAAAGUUAGCCAUUCGUCUUGGGCAUCUUUUCCCAUACGGUGCGAGGCUCAUCGAGGUGAACGCGCACAGCCUCUUUAGCCGCUGGUUCAGCGAAAGUGGAAAGCAGGUGAUGCAGCUGUUUCGACAUAUCGUCCAGCUCGCGUCGGAUGAGCGCGGCCUGGUGUGCGUGCUUAUUGACGAGGUGGAAAGUUUGGCCGCUGCGCGGCAGUCUGCUAUGAAGGGAAAUGAACCCACAGACUCCAUCCGAGUGGUGAACACGCUGCUCACGCAGAUCGAUCAUUUGAUCAGGUUCAAUAAUGUGCUUGUGCUCGCCACCAGCAACUUGACCGACGCCAUUGAUGAGGCUUUCCUGGAUCGUGUCGAUAAAAAGAUUUUUUUGGGACCCCCAGGCUUAAAGGCGCGUACCGCAAUGCUGUAUAGCGGCGUAGUUGAGUUACUGCGAAGCAGGCUUGUCUGUGUGGAUCAGGACUCUCAGCACCAACCGAACGUUGUGCGCGACGACACUUCAACCUGCACUCUUGGGUUCACCCCACACUACUUUGAGGAAGUCCUCUUACCAGAAUGCGCGGCGGCCUGUAUCAUUAGGAUAGCUGACUUGUGUGUUGAUCUCAAUGGCCGGAUGCUCAGAAAACUUCCAUUUUUGGCUUAUGGUGCCUGCGUGAGUUCCAGGCGAGAGUUCAGGGUUCAAUAUGCCUCAACGCUCUCUCUAUCACUUAGUAAAACGUGUGCUAGUGAACAAAAGAUACUUCAACCCACCUCUGCAUCGCUCUACGGCAAUGUAAACCCUGACCUUGAGCAUGGGCGUUCUGGUAAUCUCCAUAUCAAAGUUACUGAAACCUCAAUCGAGGAGGAGACAAAUGAGGAGCCCGCUAACUCUGGCCUUGCGAAAAAAUAUUUAGAAGCCUUUCCUGUUCUUCCCCUUUCCGUGUUUUUGGACUUUCUUUCGAAAGCCGCACGGAAAGUAACACGGGGCGAUGCCGAAAGCUAA
Molecule: messenger RNA, 1689 nt
Organism: Phytomonas sp. EM1
Lineage: Eukaryota; Euglenozoa; Kinetoplastea; Trypanosomatida; Trypanosomatidae
Source: the annotation of a GenBank genome assembly